AUGGUGAUAAAAGCAGCUGACAUCCAAACGACUCCCACCAUAUCGACAGCAACGGCUAUAAUGAGGCCCAAGCUCAUCGCAAGGGCGUUCGACGCGGACAAACCCGCGCUGUGGUUCGCACAGCUGAAGACACACUUCGCUGACCUGGGAUACGUCACCGAGUCAGAUAAGUACAACAAAACGGUACCGCUGAUCGACACUGCUUACGCGGCAGAAAUCGAACAUUUAAUUGUCUCCAGACCUGUAACAAAUCCAUACCAAACAUUAAAAAACGAACUAAUCAGAUGUUUCACAAAAUCCAGGACUGCGAACAUCAUCCAAUUGCUCGACAGGGAGAGCAUUGAGGAUCGAACUCCGUCGAAGCACCUGAGACAUUUAAAAAGUCUUGUUCCAGGCAUUGACGACGAGGUCCUGAAAACGCGCUGUUUGUCUCAUCUCCCCGAGCAGAUGCGAGGUACACUCGCCACCAAGGAGAACGCUUCCAUUGAUGAUCUCGCGAAGCUAGCAGACAGGGUGCACGAGGUAUUCAACACGAACAGCGUCGCAGCAAUCACCGGCUCGCCAGCCAACGCAGUCAACACGGCACUCCUCGAGCGAAUUGAGCAGCUAACGGCGACCGUUGCCGCCAUGCGGCCACCAAGCCAAAGGGAGACCAGUGGCUAUAAACUCUUCGCGGCCAAUGGCACCCUCAUCGACACGUACGGCUACAUGUCCAUCUCGCUAGAUCUUGGUCUUCGCAGAGAUUUCACAUGGCGGUUCAUCGAAGCAGAUGUCAGUAAACGCAUCAUCGCUGCUGACUUCCUGCAUUACUUCAGUCUGCUACCGGACUUGAGAAACGGAGCAAUCAUCGACAGCGCGACAGGCCUCCAAUCGAAUGGCCAGUCCGCGCGAUUCCGCGCGACGUCUGUCAAGCUCCUCGAGAUCAACGAGGAUUCACCGUACGCGUCCAUCCUCAAAGAGUUCCCAGCAAUAACAAAACCGGGAGGAUUGCUCAGAAAAGCCGAGCACUCCACCGGUCAUCUCAUAAGGACAACACCAGGACCACCAAUCUCCUGCAGAGCUCGCCGCCUAGCGCCGGAUAAACUCAAAACCGCUCAAGCGGAGUUCUCCAGCAUGCUGAAGCUCGCAACCGCGAGGAGAUCUGAAAGUCCCUGGGCAUCCGCGCUCCACCUGGCCCCUAAGGGCAGCAACGGAUGGAGGCCAUGCGGUGAUUACCACGCACUCAACGAUAGGACAAUACCAGAUAAGUAUCCUGUUCGUUAUCUAGAAGAUUUUGCUGCCAACUUUCAUGGCAAAACAAUCUUUUCCACUAUAGAUUUGGUUAAAGCCUUCAACCAAAUUCCAGUGGCACGCGAAGACAUCCAGAAAACGGCAAUAAUCACGCCAUUUGGACUCGUCGAAUUCCCAUACAUGACAUUUGGCCUCAGAAACGCAGCUCAGACAUUCCAACGUCUGAUCGACGAAGUCACACGCGAUCUACCAUUUUUGUUCCCGUACAUAGACGACAUCUUGGUAGCAUCGGAAAACGCGGAGCAACAUCGCGAGCACCCGAGAAUCCUCUUCCAACGACUCCAGGACUACGGGCUGAUAAUCAACGUCGCCACAUCAGUCCUCGGACAGCCAGAGGUACUUUUCCUCGAACACGUGAUCAACGCUCAAGGAAUCAAACCCCCCAAAGAUCGAGUCAACGCGAUCCUGAAGUUCACAAGGCCAACAAUGGUUAAAUCGUUACGCAGAUACCUCGGAACUCUAAAUUUCUACCGGAAGUUCAUCAAGGGACCAGCAGAAAUCCUCGCCCCGCUGAACGCCGCGACUCACGGGAUGACCGUCAAGGGAAAGCAACCAGUCGCCUGUUCUCCAGCCCUUGAAGAAGCAUUCACGCGCAGCAAGCAAGCGCUAGCAGAAGCCACUCUGUUGUCUCAUCCAAAUAUCAAGGCAGAGUGGGCUAUCUUCAUAGACGCGUCGGAUCAUAAACACGCAGCUUACGACAGGGAAUUCNGCAGCAAGCAAGCGCUAGCAGAAGCCACUCUGUUGUCUCAUCCAAAUAUCAAGGCAGAGUGGGCUAUCUUCAUAGACGCGUCGGAUCAUGUGAUCGUCGCCGUUCUACAGCAGGAACACCACGGUUCCUAG
Messenger RNA from Diachasma alloeum, 2130 nucleotides. RefSeq lists its product as uncharacterized. The record is from RefSeq and is a predicted model, not a curated record. Lineage: Eukaryota; Metazoa; Arthropoda; Insecta; Hymenoptera; Braconidae. The coding region runs from base 1 to 2130 and encodes 709 amino acids. The transcript has 3 exons.